This is a messenger RNA of Staurois parvus, 356 nucleotides long. The record is from the annotation of a GenBank genome assembly. NCBI's taxonomy places the organism in Eukaryota, Metazoa, Chordata, Amphibia, Anura, Ranidae.
AUGGGGCCCCUGGGCAAUAGGGGAUCAUGGGGCCCCUGUGUCCUUGCCCACACUCAAAAAAAAGCCUAUAAAAGGUACCAGGGGCAUUUGAUGGGGCCCACUACUGACCCCGGGCCCUCGGGAAGUCACUUAGGAAGACAUAUGGCCACUCAAUGAAGUUGGAUGAGAAGUGGCUUAACCAGGGGCGGACUGACAACUCAUGGCGCCCUCGGGCAAUAGGGGAUCAUGGGGCCCCUGUGUCCUUGCCCAAACUCAAAAAAGCCUAUGAAAAAGGUACCAGGGGUAUCUCAUGGGGCCCCCUACUGACCCCGGGCCCUCGGGCGGAGCCCGAGUUUCCAAAUGGUCAGUCCGCCCCU